AUGAGUUUUCCCUACGAACAACCUCCUUCCACAUCGUCAUUGGCUCUUAGGAUCCUCAAUCCUGACCUUCCGGAACAAGGUCAACCCAUGGUGGCCGGUGAAUAUGCAACCGAAGCACCUGCUCCGACCUAUUCAACCGGGUUAUUUAAAACUUCCCAGCAGCAGUUCCCAGGUGGUCAACGGGCGUUACCGGCUUAUGAAUCUGUCAUCCCACCACCACAAGAAACAGCUGUUCGUACUCUGGAGCACUCGACUAAUCAACUUAACACCGGAGAUGUCAACCGUGAGUGGGAUGAAGCCUACGGCGGCGGUCGUAUUUCAGGUUUUGUGCGCCAGAACUAUUCUUCAAAUGGCGCCGUCGACGAUUAUUAUAGUAAUGGAGAAGCGGCGCCGGGAAUCUCAGGCUAUGCUCAACGAGAUCAUUCGAACACCGGAUCAUCCGCUGUUGAUACGGAGUCCGAUGAACCACCGAAUGCCGCAUACAGUAUGACCGGAAACAAAUUCAAGAAUGCGUACAAGCUAUUGAAUCAGUUUGAUUAA
Molecule: messenger RNA, 540 nt
Organism: Lactuca saligna
Lineage: Eukaryota; Viridiplantae; Streptophyta; Magnoliopsida; Asterales; Asteraceae
Source: the annotation of a GenBank genome assembly